CAACACAUACGAGAAGAGUGGUGACUAGUUUCAUGAUAAAGCCUUGUGGAUAUUGAAUUAUUGAUAGAUUUCUGUGAUUUCAGAAGUUUUGAUUAAUAUAGACACCAAGAGAGUAAGAGAACGUUGGAAGCCUGCCUUGUUGUUUUGAUAAGGUGCCCGUUACAAAAGCAAGCGUUGGCUCUACAAACCACGGAGGAACCUCGUGGUCAUACUUUUUGACAACCACUGAGGAAACUCGUGGUCAUACCACUUAACAACCUCUGACGAAGCUCGUGGUCAUACCACUUAACAACUACUAACGAAGGUCGUGGUCAUACCUUUGACAACCACUGAGGAAACUCGUGGUCAUACCACUUAACCUCUGACGAAGCUCGUGGUCAUACCACUUAACAACCACUGAGGAAACUCGUGGUCAUACCACUUAACAACCACUGACGAAGCUCGUGGUAAUACCUUCUGACAACCACUGAGGAAGCUCAUGGUUGAAGCAUCUCACAACUAUUGAGGAAUCUCAUGCUAAUACCAUUUAAAAACCACUGACGAAACUCAUGUUAAUACCAUUUAUCAAUCACUGAGCAAACUUAUGAGAAAGAAAAAGCUACAUGUGACAACAACUGAGGAAGCUUGUACUAUCAUACCACAACCACAAUAUUAUAUGAGCCUCUCAGGAUGUUUGAGGAUGAUGAUAAUCUACAGUAUGUGGAACCAAUUACAAAGAGAUCAGAGAAAGUUUGGAGACCAAAGAAGAGGUAUGUUAAUACUAGAAAAAAGAGCACUGCGUUUGCAGAUGAAGAAAGAAAAUAUGACACACGAAUUACUGAAUGUCUAGCAGAUAAACUAUUUCAUAUCAAAGAUCCAAAGCUGCCCACUGUACAUGAUAAUAACUGGGUCAAGGUGAAAAGCAAAAGAAAGAAAUUGACUAAAAAGAAAAAAGAAGAUUUUGAACCAUACAUGAAGCACAGAAGAUCAAUCAAUGGUGUAUUUUUGGAACCAGGUGUUACGUAUAUUGGCAAAGCAGUCAAGACAUUCUAUAGAAGCCAUGAUAAGAAUAAACAAAACGACACAAAAGAGUAUAAAGUGUGCCAGAACCAAGAAAACAAAGAAAAAGACAUCAGUGUGCAAACAUAUGCAGAAACUCUACUGUGUAUUUAUUCUUCUAGUGUGAAGUCUCCACAUUCCAUGAACAUGUUCAAUGAAGCUAGUAAGCAAAUUGAGAGAAAGCAAAAUCAAUCUUACGCUGAUGUAACUAGUAGAGUAUGUCCGUUGUCAAAACCGCAUUUUGAUGUUGAAGUUAACGUAGAAGGUUGUAAUGUUUUUAAGAAGAUGGAAUACUUACGUCAAUACAGAGUACAUGCAGGUGGUAAAAAAAGAAAAGGUCAAGGAAGGAAUAGCAAAGGUUGGUUCACAAAGAGAAAUCACAAUUUAAAUGAUAAUUGCUCUGUUUCUCAAUUGAAUAAGAAAGGAGAUAUUAGAAUAGGCAAAGAUGAGAGAAAUGUAAAUGUACACUCAAACGAGACUGACUUUGUAAACUCCAGUGCUUGUCAAAAGAAUGAAUUAUCAAAAGAACAUAUUUGCAAUAUGGAAACUGGGAGUAUGAUAGACCAAGUUGAAUUACACAUUGACUUUGAAGAAAAAUGUAGUAGUGACAUGGAUACAUCUAUAAUGCACACUGAUAGUAACACAGGUCUUGGAAAUAGUGAAAUUGAGCCCAGCACUUUGGAAGAAAUUAACACGACAUGUGAACAUGUCAUGACUGUGAAAGAUAUAGAUGACAAUGCAUGUGAAACUCACAUUUUUCCAGAUGUCAUGUUAAAAGACAGCAGCAACAAUGCAACUCUGAUUGAGAAAAAUAAGCAAACUGAUCAGUUUAAUUGUACAAAUACCUUGGAAACAGUCUCAGAAGCAAAUGUCAUCAAUGCCAUUGUUACAGGAAAAAAAGAUAGUUUGUAUACUAAUUGCAAAGAAUCUGAAGAAGAAGUGCAGUUCAUAUCAAAUCUUGGAAUGCAUGAUAGACCAGACAAAUUUUUGAAAUUUGUGCCACUUGAACAAGAUAAAGAAAGCUGA
This is a messenger RNA of Lytechinus variegatus (green sea urchin), 2064 nucleotides long. RefSeq lists its product as uncharacterized. The transcript is spliced from 5 exons. The record is from RefSeq and is a predicted model, not a curated record. The coding region runs from base 670 to 2064 and encodes 464 amino acids. Lineage: Eukaryota; Metazoa; Echinodermata; Echinoidea; Temnopleuroida; Toxopneustidae.